Messenger RNA from Dentiscutata heterogama, 807 nucleotides. NCBI's taxonomy places the organism in Eukaryota, Fungi, Glomeromycota, Glomeromycetes, Diversisporales, Gigasporaceae. The record is from the annotation of a GenBank genome assembly.
AUGAAAGACAAAAUUCAUAAGGAACUUACUAACUACCUUUUAAUUAUUUUAGAGGAACUUCUUCUUGAGAAAAGUCAAGAAAUUAAUGUGAUUGACAAUAUAAUAAAUCAUCAGGGUCAAACAGGGUGUAUGAAAAAAUAUUCUUUUUGUCAAAUCUCUGAUAUCGAUAACAAGAAGUGGGUUUGUCCUAAGUGUCAUAAUAAAUUACCUACAAUUAAUGAGAUUAAUCAACAAGUUAAUAAGUCAUCUAAUAUUAAAAAUACUAAUAAAAAGUCUCUAGUUACUUAUUCUAAUAGGUUUAAAGAAUUAGAUAUGCAAGAAUCAGUUUCUGAGAUUUAUAUGCUACAACCAUAUAUUAUUUCUGAAGAAAAUCCUUCUGUCGAAGGUUAUUUAGAAUGGGUUCAAAAUCAAACAGAUCCUAUAUAUAAGUUAAAAGCUAAUGAUCAUAUUUUUCAAAGUAUAAAUGGGGAAUCAACACUAAGUGAAGAGAUAAAACGAUUUAGUGAAAUUGCACAUAUGAAGAGAAUUGAACUUAUUAAAGUGAAACUAAUUAAAAAGACGACACUAGAUAUUUGGCAUCUAAUACCUAUAACAUGUGAAGAGGCGGAUCUUCAAAAGAGUAAAAAUUCUCUAACAAAACCACAAAUAUUAUUUAUUAUUAACUCUUUAAUUCCUUCUUUAGAUGAUUCUAAUCGUUCACGUUUCUGGUGCUUAUCAAGUAAAUUCUGUAACACUUUAAUAAAUAUUCUUCAAGAGAUUAGAAGUGUAUUGGCCAAAAAUAGUAUUAAUAUUAAUAACAAAGAGUAA